UACUAAUGUACAUGUGUGGCCAUCCAGCUAUUGCACAGUAAUCUACGAAUGCUUCUGUUUGGUGUAACACGCGGUGACUGAAGUGAAUGCUGUCUGGUGCCCCUGUACCUCAUCCAUUGCGCAGUCACUCUCUGAGGAGCAGAAUGGUUUUAAAACAAGAGAGACAGAAACAGAGAGAAUUCUUUCAAAAGAAGAAGAUGAAAUCCAAAUUGAAGCUUUUGGAGUCAUCGUAUCCAACUCAAGCAUCACUAAGCUUAGAUGUUCUUAACCUACACAUUAUAAAUCAAAUAUCGAAAAAGAAAGAAAGAAGCAAACACCUUGAUAUGGGUGAAAGAAAUGAAACCUUUUCAAAUCUGAGAAAGAAUGUACAGCUGCCAAUGUCUCCUAUCAAUAUCCCUUCCAAAUUAUGUCUGGAUGAUCCUGAAGCCAUAUCAUUACAGGCUGAAGCAUUCGAGUGCAGGACAGAUCAGAAUUUACAGAGCAUUACCAAACAGGAACUAAUAUUUGAAGAAAAGUUUGAUAUGACAACUGAAGCUAAAAGAAGAGAUGCUAUUCAAAGUGAAUCCAAUGUGAAGCAAAUUAGACAAGAACUGAAACAAAGAUUUCAACAUUGUCUGCAUGAUAAAUGUACAAGUGGUAACAAUGGGAUUAUAUUAUCAGCUGAAAAAUUGCCAGUGCAGUGCAGUGCAUCACAUUUAACUACACUUAGUAUGUUUGAAAUGCAAGAAAAUUUGUCUCUAAGUGUUCGCAAACUAAAUCCUAGUGGGAAACAGGACGUAUCUGUUCAGUGCAAUUUUGAACAGGAACAGAAGUUUAUAGGAUGCGUUGGUAACACCGAAGCAGUAAAUUUACCAAACAAUACUGCAUUUGUAGAGGCCACUAGAGGGCAGAACUAGUAUAUAUUAACUAGUAUAUUUUAAAGUCAAAAGAAAUAAUUUUUUUUAUUGAAUUUCUUAGUGGUGUAGUGAAGAAUGGUUAAUAAUUACAUUGCUACCUUUAUGCAUUUGCAGUUAUUUAAGCUACAGUUAUCCUUGUAUAAAUACACAUACAUUUGAAGAAUUACACUUUUUUUUUCUCAUAAUAUAGUGAUGUGUAUCUCAUUUACCCUCCAGGAAAUAUUGUGAUUAUUACAUUGUUACUUUGCCCAGGCCAGAAUAUGGUAAAUUGUAAUAAUUAUUGUUUCUGUGUUUGUUACCAAUAUUCCACCUUUUCCUUUUUUACUAUAUGAAAUAUUUGACUGACAGGUUAUAAACCAUUGAACUCAGAAUCUAGGUGUUUAUAUUUGGUUGUUAGAUUUACUUUUAGGUAUACAAUGUAUUUUACAAUAUUUUAAAUGGCAGCAAAAAAUAUUAUCAGCAUUAAACCAAGAGAAAAUUAUUUAAAUGGCGUGAAUUGUUUCUUAACAAGAACAUGGGGCACACCCAGAAAUAUUAAUUGGGGGCACAAGUGAUGUGUGCUAUGCAAUGUAUCACG
Hyla sarda is the source of this 1473-nucleotide messenger RNA. It is a transcript of the gene REDIC1, whose product is annotated as chromosome 4 C12orf40 homolog. The transcript has 6 exons. The coding region runs from base 87 to 896 and encodes 269 amino acids. Lineage: Eukaryota; Metazoa; Chordata; Amphibia; Anura; Hylidae. The record is from RefSeq and is a predicted model, not a curated record.